CCGCAUCCUGGAAGGGGCCGGGCGGGGGUGGCCGCCGACUGGGCCCCGCCCCGGGGCCGCCUCCCCGCGGGUCCCGUUGGCCGUGGCUGCAGCUGAGAGAGUGGCGGCGCUGGCGGCGGUGGCCGCAGGGCGGGCAUAAGAUGGCGACUGCGGCGGCAGGAGCCCUAGGCCUGCUGUGGGGCUGGCUGUGGAGCGAGAGCUUCUGGCUGCCGCAGAACGUGAGCUGGGCCGACCUGGAGGCCCAGGGCCACGGCCACGGCUACCCACGCGCGCGGCACAUCCUGUCUGCCUUCCCGCUGGCCGCAGGCAUCUUCUCUGUGAGGCUGCUCUUCGAGCGAUUUAUUGCCAAACCCUGUGCACUCCAUGUUGGCAUUGAGGACAGUGGUCCUUAUCAGGCCCAACCCAAUGCUGUCCUUGAAAGGGUGUUCAUAUCUAUCACAAAGUAUCCUGAUCAGAAAAGGCUGGAGGGCCUGUCAAAGCAGCUCGAUUGGGAUGUCCGAAAAAUCCAGUGCUGGUUUCGCCAUCGGAGGAAUCAGGACAAGCCCCCGACGCUCACUAAAUUCUGUGAAAGCAUGUGGAGAUUCACUUUUUAUUUAUCUGUAUUCUGCUAUGGAAUUAGAUUUCUCUGGUUGUCUCCUUGGUUCUGGGACACCCGACAGUGCUGGCAUAAUUAUCCAUUUCAGCCUCUCUCAAAAGAGCUUUAUUACUAUUAUAUCAUGGAACUGGCCUUCUAUUGGUCUCUUAUGUUUUCUCAAUUUAUAGACAUUAAAAGAAAGGACUUCCUGAUCAUGUUUGUGCAUCACUUGGCCACCAUUGGGCUUAUCACCUUCUCCUACAUCAACAACAUGGUUCGGGUUGGAACUCUGGUCCUUUGUCUACAUGAUGCCUCAGACUUCUUGCUAGAAGCUGCCAAGCUGGCCAAUUAUGCCAAGUAUCAGCGGCUCUGUGACACCCUUUUUGUGAUCUUCGCUGCUGUUUUUAUGGUCACUCGUCUAGGAAUCUAUCCAUUCUGGGUUCUGAACUCGACCCUCUUUGAGAGUUGGGAGAUAAUUGGGCCUUACCCUUCCUGGUGGUUCUUCAAUGGCCUUCUCCUGAUCCUACAGCUUCUGCACAUCAUCUGGUCCUAUCUAAUUGCACGAAUUGCUUUCAAAGCCUUGCUCCGGGGAAAGGUGACCUACCCAAGAAGAAUUAGACCCAGACUCUAUAUUCUUCACUCUUUUCUCACCUCCUUCCUUUUUUCUAUGCCUGGUGGAAGCUUGGACAGGCUCAUCUCUCGCAUGUGGCUAAGGACGAUCGCAGCGAUGUGGAGAGCAGCUCAGAGGAAGAAGAUGCAGCUCUCAGUCCUAAAAGCCUCUCUAGCAACAGCUCCAGCAAUGGUGCCAACUGGGUAAAUGGGCACAUGGGAGGCAGCUGCUGGGCUGAAGAGUAAAGUGGUUGGCGUGGGGACUUCUGCAGACAUGGACUUACAGGCUGCUGACAACCUCCUCCUUUGGACCUCCCCACAUCUACACUACUGUGACCAAAGGGACUGCAAGGCACCGAGGAGAAUCAAAGAAACAAAUAUUUUCACUUUUUUUUUUAGCUCUGCCAUUUUGUAUUUAAUAUCCUCCAGAUCCUUUCAGUAAUGUUAUUUGCUCUGUGUGUGUUUGUGUUGUGUGUGUGUUCGUGUGUACAUAUGUGCAUAUGCAUGAGUUCCAUUGCCUGGGUUGGGGCACAAUUCUGUACUGGAGCCACUAGGCCGUCCGUGUCUGAACCUUUUGAACCCCCUUCAAUCCCAGAUUUGGCUGCAGCUUGAACUGUGCUGUCUCUGGGCUCUUUCCCCCCUUGUGGCCCAUGGCUCUUGAGACUCAAUUCCUAGAGCAUCUGAACGAAGCAGCAAGGUUUCUGCAUUGUUCAUUUUUGGGGCAGGGACUAUUUAACAUGAUGAAAUUGUAUAGAAAUAGGAGCCUUGGGUGGAUGGCCAGAAUUGCUGUGGUCCUUCGCUAGAUCCCCUUCCUACCACCCAACAGUGACAGGGACAACUACUGAUGCCCUGCUCUUUACUCGAUGGUACGCAGGGAGGGCCGGGGGGAGUGGGAGAGCUGGGGGUUGGAGGAGAACAACAGCCACUGGGUGUGCUGUUAAUGGUUUUAUGCUAUUGUUUACUCUUCUGUGAUUAAAGUGCUUCAACCCUCUUCCA
Molecule: messenger RNA, 2179 nt
Organism: Cavia porcellus (domestic guinea pig)
Lineage: Eukaryota; Metazoa; Chordata; Mammalia; Rodentia; Caviidae
Gene: Cers5
Product: ceramide synthase 5
Exons: 11
Coding region: 141-1391 (416 amino acids)
Biological process (GO): ceramide biosynthetic process
Cellular component (GO): membrane
Molecular function (GO): sphingosine N-acyltransferase activity; DNA binding
Source: RefSeq, a predicted model, not a curated record